This is a messenger RNA of Rhinocladiella mackenziei CBS 650.93, 7260 nucleotides long. RefSeq lists its product as uncharacterized. The record is from RefSeq and is a predicted model, not a curated record. The transcript has 4 exons. Gene Ontology annotation, molecular function: fatty acid synthase activity; 3-oxoacyl-[acyl-carrier-protein] synthase activity; oxidoreductase activity. Bases 1 to 7260 code for a protein of 2419 amino acids. Lineage: Eukaryota; Fungi; Ascomycota; Eurotiomycetes; Chaetothyriales; Herpotrichiellaceae. Gene Ontology annotation, biological process: fatty acid biosynthetic process; secondary metabolite biosynthetic process.
AUGCACAUUGUAGAUGGCGUGUCCCCGGAGGACGAACCUUCCGGACUUCUGUACGGAGGUUCACCUUCUGGUGCCCCAAACGACCUUUCUGAACAACCAGACUCGUGCGGCAACAGCGUCGUGGCAGAGCCCAUUGCAAUCAUAGGCAUUGGUUGUCGAUUACCGGGAGGCGUCAAUUCUGCUAGCAAGCUGUGGGACUUUCUUCGUGAUGGCAAGUCAGGCCAAUGUAAAGUCCCGCCGGACCGCUUCAAUGUCGAUGCCUUUUAUCACCCCAAAGGAUUGGGCCGACCAGGAAGCAUGCACACCGUGGGCGGAUACUUUUUGCAAGAAGAUCCUCGGGAUUUUGAACCUGAAUUCUUCGGAAUUAACCCUUUGGAGGCCACCCAGAUGGAUCCUCAGCAGCGCAAAUUACUCGAGGUGGUCUUUGAGGCCUUCGAGAGUGCUGGCGCCACUCUCGAAGAUGUUUCCGGAGCCAACAUCGGUUGCUACGUUGGCAACUUCACGUAUGAUUUCCAGGUCAUGCAGAGUCGAGACGCAGAGUAUCUGCACCGUUAUAGUGCGACCGGUAUGGGUGCAACGAUUCUCGGUAAUCGGAUCAGUCAUACCUUCAACCUGAAAGGCCCAAGUCUUGUCUUGGAUACCGCCUGUUCCUCCUCCCUCUACAGUCUGCACGUCGCCUGCUGCGCUUUGGCUCUUCGCGAAUGCGAUGGCGCCGUGGUUGCCGGCACCAACUUGAUUCAAUCCCCAGAUCAACAUCUCAGUAUCAUGAAAGCUGGUGUCCUUUCUGGUACCUCAACCUGUCACACAUUUUCCACCGCGGCCGAUGGAUAUGGUCGUGCAGAUGGGGUUGGAUGUCUUUUUAUCAAACGCCUUGCGGACGCCAUCCGAGAUAACGAUCCCAUUCGCGGAGUGAUUAGGGGCACAGCAGUGAAUUCGAAUGGAAAAACUCCCGGCAUCACCCUUCCAUCUUCCAACGAGCAAGAAGCUGUGAUCCGCAAAGCCUAUGCUAGAGCCGGCCUCCGAUUUGAUGACACCAUAUAUGUGGAAUGCCACGGAACCGGUACCCCCGUGGGUGACCCCAUUGAAGUCGAAGGUAUCUCUCGGGUCUUCAGCCAAUCCCCGAAAUGUCAGCGAGACGGGCAACCUCUCUUGAUAGGGUCAGUGAAAACCAAUUUUGGCCAUAGUGAGGCUGCCAGUGGACUUACAAGUGUCAUGAAAACCGUUCUUGCGAUGGAACAAGGAGCCAUCCCUGGUACCAUUGGAGUGAAAUCAGUGAACCCUAAAAUCAAAACAGGCGAGUGGCGUAUCAGCAUUGUCAAAGAACUGACCCCCUGGCCGUCGUCUGCAUUGGUCCGAAGAGCAGGGAUUAACUCGUUCGGAUAUGGAGGAGCUAAUGCCCACGCGAUCAUCGAAUCAGCCGACGUGCACCUCACUGCAAUCAAUGGAUCGCGGGACAAGUGGGACGGGUAUCACCCCCAGGCUUAUCUAAUACCGGUAUCUGCAAGCCGUCAAGCUUCACUGGAACGCAGAGUCAAAGAACUUCGACGACAUAUCUCUCAAAAUCCUGUGGAGAUCGGAGAUCUCGUUUACACACUCAGCCAAAGGCGCUCCCACCUAUCCAAUCGAGGAUUCUUCUUGGCCCGCGCACAAACCCUAACGGAGGUUAUCAAGAUCGAAAAUCUACAAACUCUUCCUUCUGGAGCGACGACAGCUGCGGCCGACCGCAAAUAUGCAUUUGUUUUCACGGGUCAAGGCGCCCAAUGGCCAGAAAUGGGAAAAGGCCUUUACAACCAGUACCCCAUCUUCGCAAACACUAUCAUGGAAAUGGAUGAUGUCCUCCGCAACUUGCCUGACCAUGCUCCUCAGUGGACCUUGAAGGACACCAUGUUCGAGCCGUCAAAGACCAGUGAAAUCCAUGACGCAGCCAGAUCCCAGCCAAUCUGCACUGCGCUGCAAGUGGCUCUCGUUGUUCUGCUAAACUCCUGGGACAUCGUUCCAUCUGCGGUGGUGGGCCAUUCAUCCGGAGAGAUUGCAGCUGCAUUUGCCGCUGGCCGCAUAUCUGCUGCUGAGGCAAUAAUUGCCGCUUAUUUCCGCGGUUACGCGGUUGGCCAGCUUCCGGCGAACGGCGGAAUGAUGGCUGUUGGUCUCCGUCAUGAGGCUGCCGUGGAGGAGAUUGCUGUCGGAUCACUCCAGGGUCGUAUUCGUGUGGCAUGUGUGAACUCUCCAGAGAGCGUCACGUUGUCAGGAGAUCUUGACGCCGUGGAAAGCCUAGUCCAAUCGCUGAGCGCUAGAAAGCUCUUUGCCCGGAAACUGAAUACAGGCGGCAAGGCCUAUCACUCCCACCAUAUGAUAGCCAUCGGCGAUCUCUAUGAGAAUCUUCUGAGUAAGAGUCUGAGGAUGUUAAGCGGUAAGACCACGAAGCUCAAGUUGGACACUCCUGUCCGUUGGGUAUCUUCGGUAACGGGAGAAGAAUACAGUGAUGUUCCAGCAGGGCAGUAUUGGAGAGCGAACCUUGAGAAUCCUGUUUUAUUUUCUGAUGCUGUCGAAGGGAUCCUCAAGUUCAACGAGAAGUAUGAAUUUAUCGAAAUUGGCCCCCAUUCCGCGUUGGAAAUGCCCAUUAAGCAGAUUCAGCAAAAGGUCAAUGAUCAGUCCCCAUACUCUUCAGCUAUGAUCCGGUUCAAGAACAACGUCGACUCAAUCCUCAGCGUGGUUGGCCAACUCUAUCUUCGCCAUCAUCGAAUCAACUGGGCAAAGGUCAACCAUCUCCAAAUUGGUUCCACAGACCAACGACGAUUCCAGGUCGUGCACAGCCUCCCACCUUAUCCAUGGACCUACGAAGACCGAUUGUGGCACGAAUCUCGACUCAGUUCUGAGUUCCGUCACCGCAAGUUUCUUCGCCAUGAAUUGCUGGGAUCACAAGUUCCUGGAGGCAACGGGCUUGAGAUGUCAUGGCGAAACAUUCUGAAGCUGGCCGAUGUUCAAUGGCUCGAAAGCCACAAACUUCAGGAGACUAUUGUCUUUCCUGGAGCGGCAUAUAUCACCAUGGCCGUGGAAGCAAUGAGGCAAAUUGCAGUUGGAAAAUCUCUCCCAGUUUCUAUUCAAAACAUCGCUUACAAGUUACGCAAUGUCAAAAUUCUAUCAGCCUUGCCGAUAUCCGCUCAGCCAACAGCGGAGGUGGAAUUGUUCACAUCCCUCCGACCAAGUCCUAUCACGUCAGCAUCCGUCUCAAAACAAUGGUGGGAUUUCAAUAUUGUCUCCCAUGAGGCCAGCGUAUCCACUACUCGAGCCACAGGAACAAUAUCCUUCUCGCCUGCUUCCGAUUCGGUUGAGCCACAGUGUACGAUCUCGCUGCCGGACCUGGAGCCAUCCGAACCACGGGUGUGGUAUAAGAGUCUUGUUCGUGUAGGCUUGAACUUUGGACCCGAUUUUCAAUCAAUUGAAAGUUUUGAAACCCCAAGCACAAGAAAUAGGCGUAUCUGCCGUGCGAAGGCACCUUUCAUUCAGGACUACAAAGACGAAUACCAUCAAUACAUUAUCCAUCCUAUCACGCUUGACGCGAUGCUACAGACCAGUAUUGUUGCGAGCUGCUCUGGAGAAGCUCGAACGCUUCACGCCAAAGUGCCUGUCAGUGUUGGUGAGAUACUCAUACAAACACCUAACACCACGUUGACAGGUGAUUCGUCUUGUCAUAUUGAAUCGGAGGUUCGUGUGGUAGGUUUCGGAACCGCGGAGGGCAAAGCAGAGCUAAUCACGGAGACUGGACGGCUUGUGGCCCAGCUCCAUGAUCUCAAAAUGGUUCCUUACAAUGGAGUUAGUCAAUUAGGCCAAGAUGAUACCGCCCGGCAUCCCAUGUUGAGAGUGCUUUGGAAACCUGACAUUCACCGCCUACCACUCGUCUCCCCUGAAUCUUUGUCUACUGUUUUCGAGGAGUUUGCGACAUCUAUUGGGGAAAGUUUGGACAUUACAAACGAGGGUCUGGUCAAGGUGAAAGCCUGCCUGGAUUGGAUAUCUCAUAAACAUCCCGGACUCAGAGUCAUGGAGCUUGGAAAUCGGAAUUACCUCACCACCAACCAUGUCAUCGAUUUCCUCGACGGAAGCUCCGCAUUUCCACGACUACAAUCCUACGUCUGUGGCCAUAUUUCUGACGACGGAAACGUUUAUGGGUCUCAAAUUGAUAUCGCCAAAGGCCUCGAUGGCCCGUUCAAUAACGACGACCACGCUCGCAUUUCUGCUGAGGAGCAGUUCGAUGUUGUGCUGAUAAUGGCAACAGAAACCGAAUCUUACCUGAAAAUAAGGAAUGCGGAAAUUAAACAAUACAUAUCGGAAGGUGGAAUUCUACUGGGGCUUUUGCAUACCAAGGAGACUCCCCCGAAUCUCGAACCUGAUUUCAACGUCGUCAAGGUCGACCUCAGUCUUGGGAACGGCCAGUUGAUACUAGCGUGUCGGACUCGGAACAGUGAGACCAAGGAGAUUCUUAGAGACGCAUCCUCAAUCCUCAUUGUUGACCGUGGUGAGAACGUUUUGGGCAGUGCAAUCGUGAAUGAGCUGUCCCAGUGGGUCGAAAAAGAAGUUACAAGGAUCUCCUUGGAUGCAGUGAGCAAGAGUCAUGUGCCACCUGGCUCCUUGGUUAUCUCCUUAUUGGAAUACGAGGAGCCUUUGCUGGCUCGAUCAUCUGGCGAUGAUAUGGAGAAAAUCAAGAUUAUUACCGACAAUGCUGCCAGAUUGAUAUGGGUAACGUCGGGUGAUCUAAUCCAGGGAUCACGCCCUGAAUUUGGGCUGGUUUUGGGGCUGUCCCGCGCCGUCAUGACAGAGCAACCAUCUUUGAAGUGGCUCACCUUUGACAUCGAUGAUGUCGCGGCAAGCCCCCAGCAAACAACACAGAACAUCCUCUCAGCCCUCUCCUCGACGACAUCCGGCGCCCAAGAUGACUAUGAGUUUGUGCAAAAAGAUGGCGUUAUAUAUGUGAGCCGUUUUGCUCCUGACGACAAUCUCAACAAGAUCUUUCGACAAGCACAAGGCAACGAGCAUCUCGACAUCUCAGUGAAAGAGGCGAAGCCCGUACAGCUCGAUAUCAAAGAGACGGGCAAUUUUGACACCAUCUACUUCAAACAAGUAAUGGUACCAGCGAUUCUCGACCCCAUGGAUGUACAGAUCUCUCUGAGAACGGUGAGUCUGAAUGCAAAGGAUUACUAUGUCUUGGGUGGCAAAACAGAGACAAAAGACGCAACAUGUACACUGGAAUCAUGCGGAGUGGUUGAUAGAGUGGGCUCGGGAGUCAGCGACUUGUCGCCUGGGGACCGAGUCGUCGUGAUGGCUCCUGGGUUCUUCCGGACGUCAGAGAUUUUUCCAUCUUGGGCUUGUCAGAAGCUCCAAGACGACGAGUCUUUCGACGCAAUGUGCACUCUUCCUCUGGUCUAUGCUACGGCCUUGUACGGUCUUCGUGACCGGGCAAACCUCCAGGCCGGAGAAAGUGUGUUGAUUCAUUCAGCCGCUGGAGGACUCGGCAUAGCAGCAAUCAAUGUUGCCCGACUUUUGGGUGCUAAAGAGAUCUUUGCUACUGUGUCGAGUGAAGAGAAACGAGACUACUUGGUCAAGACUUUUAGGCUCAAGACGGAGAAUAUUUUCAGCUCACGAGACACAUCAUUCCUCCAAGGGAUCAUGAAGGCCACCAACGGAGAAGGUGUGAAUGUUGUUCUCAAUUCAUUGGUGGGGGAUCUCCUUCAUGCUAGCUGGAAAUGCUGUUCCUCCUUCGGACGCCUCAUCGAAGUCGGGAAGCGAGACUUGGUGGAUUGCGGCAAGCUAGAGAUGGAGGAGUUCCUAAGGAAUGUCACUUUCACCGCCUUCGACGUCACCCAGCUAUACUACCACCCCAGUCCCGCAUACAAUCGGAAAUGGGCACAGCUUCUCAAGGAUGUGCUCCAUCUCUUCCGAACUGGUCAAAUCGGCGAAAUUGGACGUGUCAAGAUCUUCGACGUCAGCGAAAUCACCAACGCCUUCCGAUAUUUCUCGGCCCAGAACCGAAUAGGUAAGGUAGUUAUCAGCUUGGAGAAUCCGGAAGCUCGUGUCCGAGUACGGCCCCUGAGAUAUCGGACCACAUUCAACCCAAGUAAGAGCUACAUCAUGGUUGGGUGUUUGGGUGGCUUGGGAAGAUCCAUCAGCAGAUGGAUGGUAUCUCGUGGUGCACGAAAAUUUGUGUUCCUCGGACGGUCAGGAAAUGAUAGACCUUCCGCUCAACGCCUCAUCUCAGAUCUGGAACGUCAAGGUGCAAAGUGCACCGUCAUCCGAGGAGACGUAAGUAUCAAAGCGGAUGUUGAUGCUGUGGUCGCGGCCGUAGAUGGCAAGAUCGGAGGUGUUAUCCAAGCAGCCAUGGGUCUUCAUGAGGCUCUUUGGACGGCCAUGUCGAACGAAGACUGGCACACUUCUAUCGACCCCAAGCUAACCGGAACCUGGAACCUUCACCAUGCCAUUCAAGGCAAGGAUGAUGAGCUGGAAUUCUUUUUCAUGACAAGUUCGAUCUCGGGCAGUGUUGGCACUGCUACGGAAGCCAAUUACUGUGCCGCGAACUACUUCCUCGACGUUUUUGCCCGCUACCGCCGGUCUCGAGGGUUGCCGGCGAACGCAGUUGGUCUCGGCAUGAUUUCUGAGGUUGGCUAUCUCCACGAGAACCCAGACAUCGAAGCCCUCCUUCUACGAAAGGGUAUCCAAGCCAUUAACGAGGACGAGCUCAUCCAAAUCAUCGACAUUGCCUUGUCUGACGGCCAAGGCAACCAGCAAAUCUCUUCUUGCCGGUUCGACACCGGUGCUCAAGCACAUAUUUUGACGGGUCUCGAACCAUUCGGCCUCAAAGAACUGCGCAAACAAGGAUGGGAGGGCAUAUACCCGACACUGCAUGACCCACGCGCCGUCUUGAUCAACCGGGUCCUGGAGGGCGAGAACACCGUCUCCUUCAAAGGCCACAGCAGUCGUCUGCAGGCUGACGUGCUCCAAGCCCUCCAAGAUGGCGACUCACCCUUCCAGGUCAUCCUCGCCCAUAUCGCCCAACGAUUUAGCAAUCUUGUAUUACUGCCACUGGAGAAGGUCGAUGUCAACAAACAGUUGUCCAGCUACGGCAUGGACAGCAUGAUUGCCGCCGAAUUCCGCUCCUGGUUCUACCAAGCUUUCCAAGUGGAUGUCCCUUUCUUGGAUCUCAUGGGUCCGACAGCAUCAAUCCAGACGUUGUCGCAGACAGUUUUUGCAGAAAUCGAGCAGGAGCUUUCGUGA